Messenger RNA from Penaeus indicus, 4542 nucleotides. RefSeq names its product receptor-type tyrosine-protein phosphatase kappa-like (gene Ptp36E). NCBI's taxonomy places the organism in Eukaryota, Metazoa, Arthropoda, Malacostraca, Decapoda, Penaeidae. Gene Ontology annotation, biological process: protein dephosphorylation. The record is from RefSeq and is a predicted model, not a curated record. Gene Ontology annotation, molecular function: protein tyrosine phosphatase activity. The transcript is spliced from 18 exons. The coding region runs from base 327 to 2474 and encodes 715 amino acids.
UUUUAGCCGCGCAGGUGUGGGCAGAGCGGCGAGGUGGCUGAGCAGUGCCCCUGCGGCAGCGCACCGAGACGCGCCCGUUCCUCCCGAGGCCAGCUGCGUGGCCCUUAACACCUCGCGGCCUACUUGCUGUGGCAGUGCCCGAGUGCCAUCGCGGAAGAGGGAUAUAUGUAAGUGCGAAGCGCCGCUGCAGUGUGCGUGUCGGUGUAACGGCAGUGAGUGUCCAUGUGUCGACAAGAGGCAGCAGCAGAAGCAGGUGUGGCUAGUGGAGUAGUGCGAGCUACAGCAGAAGUAAUAGUAGUGCGAAGGUAAGCAGAAGGUGGCGAGGUAUGAUGCGCGAACGUGACGCCAUGUCUGCUAGCGACAGUGCUGCCUCCUCCUCGGCUGCUGGAGGAGGCGAGGCCGGGGACGCUAGCGUGGUGGGCGCGGCGGAAGACAAGAAGGGAAGGAAGGGCCGCUCCAAAACCUCCUCCAGAAACAAUGACAAGCCCAAAAAGUCCAAGAAACUCCUCGGAUCGUCAGGCACGUUUGCCGCCAUCCCCCACCGCAUCCAGCUGUCCAUGCUCAACUCCGGCCUCAUCACCAUAACCGACGAGGAGAAGGCGAUCGGCGCCAUCCCCACGAAGCCCAUCAACUCCGGCGACCUGGAGAGGAUCUGCGCGGAACACCGAAAGUACCCGAUCCUUUAUAAGGUCGAGUUCCAGAUGGCGACGAAGGUGGAGUGCCACUCCAUGCGGCACGCGCUCAAGGAGGCCAACGAACUCAAGAACCAGAACAAGAGGGUGCUUCCGUAUGACUACAAUAGAGUGGUUCUUGAGCCUCUGCCAGACUCCCCAGAUUCAGACUACAUCAACGCUUCCUAUGUCGAUAGCCUGCUAACACCCAAAGCGUACGUCGCGACGCAAGGUCCUCUGGAGAACACCAUCGCCGACUUCUGGAGAAUGGUGUGGCAGGAGAAGACGAGACUGAUUGUGAUGCUCACCAAGACUUUUGAUUUCAUUAAGGUGAUGUGCGUACAGUACUGGCCGGCGAUGGUUGGCUGCUGCGACCACUACGAGGGAAUCAAAGUUGAACUGCUGAAGGAGGAGCAGCUGGCCAACUUCCAGAUCCGCACCAUCAGGCUCACCAGCGACGGCCAUUCAGAUUCUCGGGAAGUGGUGCAGUUCCACUACACUGAGUGGCCCUCGCAUACGCAGCCCUUCAUUAAUGCGCUUCUUGAGUUCCGUAGAAGGAUCAGAUUAUGGAUGAGAGCGAACAUAUUACCCGCUGAUGGUCCCACUAUUGUGCAUUGCAGUGACGGUGGUGCCAGAACUGGGGUGUUCAUGUCUAUCGAUGCCAACUUGGAAUUACAUGAAGAGGAUGGGAAGUUCGAUCUAUAUGGCUACCUGAAGAAGAUGAGACAGGCACGCCGUGGACUUAUUGAAACAGUGGACCAGUACCGAUUUGUGUUUGAUGCUCUUGAGGAGUUCCUUCUCUGUGGCUACUCUUUCUUCCCAGUCAGUGAACUCUCACAGCGGCUGAAGCAUAAAUCGAUGAAGGUCUUAGGUAACAAGAGCGAAUAUCAAGUGGAAUUUGAACAAAUUUGCAAGAUGACUCCCAGAUUUACAAUUGGAGAUUGUGCAGGUGGCCAUCGAGCUGAUAACAGAGUCAAGAACCGCAAUGUUCUCUGUGUUCCACCGGACAACUCCAGGCCGUACAUUACAUCAUUCCAAGGGAACAGCAACACAGAUUAUAUCAAUGCAGUUUUUGUUGAUGGUUACUUAAGGCCUCGAGAAUACGUUGUGGCUGAAUGGCCCCUAAGGUCGACCAUCUCGGACUUCUGGUCUCUUGUGUACGACCACGAUGUGACCUCCGUUGUGGUCCUCUGCAACCCGCUUCUAGCAGAGGCUUCGAACUACCCUCCAUUUUGGCCGGAGAAGCAGAAAAGCAUGAAAUAUGGUCCAGUCUUCACCAUCGACCAUAUAAGCCACCAACACUAUCAAAAUAUACGCUCCUGGGUAUUCAAAAUCAGCAAGAAGAUUAUUUCACCUCAUCGCACAAGGCUGGGGGCAGUUGUAGACGAAAUACAAGGGAAAAAUAUUGUCUCCUUGACGGAACUUAUGGCAGGCAUCAAAGCAGAACCCAAGACCUGCCACCUCUUCCAGUUGAUGUGUUGGCCUCAAGGUCACAAGGUGCCAACAUCCACCAAUGCCCUCGUGGAGCUUAUGAACAUGGUUGAACGUUGGAGGCAGCGGACAGGAUAUGGUCCAGUUGUGGUUGUCAGUCCUGAUGGUAUGAGUCGAGCUGGAGUCUACUGUGCUGCCAAUGCAUGUAUAGAGCAAGUCAUUCAGCAUGGGGAAGUAGACGUUUUCCAGGCAGUUAAGACAGUGAGACGACACCGCCCACAGCUAAUCAAUAAUAUGACGGAGUACAAGUAUUGCUAUGAUCUGGUACUCCAUUAUGUACUUCAUUUCCUUUCAAAGGAGAAUGAAGAAUAAUGGAGACAAGAACCACAGCAAAAGAAGAAAAUGAUAGGAACAGGCACCAAGAUCUCUGACACUGGAAAUGUCAAGAGAAACUGAAAAUGACAUUUUGUUACCUACAGUCUGUGCUGUAUCAGUCUAACUGGAGUUCGUUGUUGUUGUUAAUGAUGUGCUUUGUUACAUGGCUUUUAACGGUUAGUUCUAUAUGGAAUGGUAUGGGACACACUCUAUUUUGCACUAUUAAAAAAAUAAUCUUUUUGAAUGGCCACAAUUUUAUGCAAAUAUUAGUCUUUUGAAAUAUUCAUAAACUUAUUUUUGUAUUUUAAAGUUUUAAUAAUACCAUCUUUGUACAUUAUAGAGGGCAAUUUUUUUUCACAAUGUCUUUUCUCUUUUUAUAUAUUGUAGAUAAGAGUAUUUGAUUGCUUGAUUUUCGAUUAUGCUUGUUAGUUUCAUGUUUUUUUUUAUCAGGCAUAUAUAAUAAUUUACCUAAUGUAAUUAAAUUUAUGGUGCAAAACAAUUACAGUGAUAAGAUUACUGAAGUUGGUGUAUCUAUUGUUCUGUUCUUUGUUGUCUAUAUAAAUGAACACCCAGGUGGUGAAAUCUUAUACUAGCUGCAGUGCACUAAAGAUUAUUGUUAUAAGCUAAAGCAUUUUUACUUUUAAAUGCUAAGUUAAAUAUAUAUUCCUCCUGAUUAUUUGAGAUAUUAGUAUUUAUCACUUACAAAAGACCAUUAUGAUUAGAUAUUAUGUAGUUGUGCUAGAUUCUUCAUUGUCAAUUCAAUAAGCAGGCCUUUGUAAUAGGGGCCUGGGCCUCUCUUGCUACAGAAGGAUGCAAAAUACAUAUUUCCUCAGUUUUAACUGGGAAUACUGUCCAUUCAUUAUUUUUUAUUUUUCAGUUUUUGUAAUCUGGAACUGUUAGCACAUAAUACAGCUCAAUUUUACAAGUAAUACCAGUGAAUAUCAGUCAUGUUACCACUAGAAUUCUCCACUUCAUGUAGGUUAAAGAGCCGUUCAGAAGCCAAGCACGUCAUUUCUUUGAGUGAAUAGGGUCUUUGAUAAAUUAUGUUUUAAGAUAUUUGUAUAUAAGUCAUUGCCUAGCUGUUUAUAGUUAUUUUAAAUGGUAAGAUGACAGCCUGGCUUAAGAGAUUUAGCCCAAUACAAGCAUUCCUUUCCCUUUCUUCCUGACCUACUGGCCACCUCUGUACUUCGGGGAUGAAUCCAGCUUUGGCACACCUAACGCAAUAAACUUCAUAAAUGGUUGCUAAUCAUUGCUCAAACUUUUUAUCUUUUUUAGAUAUAGUGAAGAAAGUUGCAACUAGGAAAAUGUAUAACAAUUUUGAUAAUGGUAGAUGAGCAUCUCUUUUUUUUAUAUAUAUAUAUUUACAUGUAUUUAGCCAAUGCGCCCAAAGUACGGAAUUGCACCAUGCCAUUCACAACACUUGAGGUUCUUAAUAAUGUAAUCUGUUGGAGGUGGAAGAGUAGGUGUGUUAUCAUUAUUCUUGAUGUUUUCUUUCUGUCUUUUUUUCUUUUUCUUUUCACAUGGUCUUCUUUUUCUUUUUUUCUUUUUUUAAAGCUCUCUCUUUUCUAAUUUUACAAUCAUGAAUUUUAUUUUACCUUGACAUGUUUUCAAUAUUUUAUUCAUUCCCUCUUUUCUCACUUUUUUUGUUUUUUCCGUGUCUCAUACUUUGUUGUCUCUUUUUCUUCACUUUUCAUGUUGUUAUUAUAUACAUAUGUAUUCAGAAGUUAUGUCCCUAGAAAAAUGGUCAUUAAUGUUCACUACAUUGUAUUGCCAUUUAUAUAUACAUAAGAUUUUGACAAUAUGGAAUGUUUCAAACUGAGAAUGUUAUCCUUGCACUCAAAAUUAAAAUAAGGGAAAACUUCAUAAAAAACUUGUUACUAGGAAAGCACAUAACCAGUUCUAAUUAUCCAUGACAGUCUAUUUAAUCUUGAUAAAAAAAAAACACAACAAUUUCUGAAAGUUAUGUAUUGGAAUUAACUGUAAAUAUGAAUAUUCAGACGUAUGCAUGAAUGUAAUUUGUGUGUGUGUGUGUAUGUGUGUGUGUGUGUGUGUGUGUGUGUGUGUG